Dermochelys coriacea (leatherback sea turtle) is the source of this 7733-nucleotide messenger RNA. It is a transcript of the gene LACC1, whose product is annotated as laccase domain containing 1. Gene Ontology annotation, molecular function: copper ion binding. The record is from RefSeq and is a predicted model, not a curated record. The coding region runs from base 2049 to 3371 and encodes 440 amino acids. NCBI's taxonomy places the organism in Eukaryota, Metazoa, Chordata, Testudines, Dermochelyidae. The transcript is spliced from 7 exons.
UAGCCUCCGCUCCUUUAUUAGACUCCUUUAGUCUAAUUUUAGUACUCUAGCUCUAUCAGAGCUAGUGAGAGCAUGUUUCCUUAAGCUGGACAUUACAUUUUCAGCUCAAAGUAUAGCCAUACCCUUAGAAAAGUUAGGUCAGGGCUUUCUAAGUUACCCAAUGGGCUUCUCCAACCCUCAAAACACCCCAGGCUCAGCUGGGCGUAUUAAAACCACCUUAGCUCACCCCACCUGCUACCCCACCCCAUGGGCUGUAAGUCUUGUGCUACAUUUCCUAGCCUGUAUCCUCACUAUAAAGAAGGCAAGUUACCUGUCUGAGUGAAAGCAGCACCUGGGCCCUGGCUUAAACCCCCAGUUGUGCCAGCUAGCCCAGGUUUAAAGCACCAUUAAACUUGUGUGAGGGGAUUCUGCGUGUGUGGAUGGGAGUGGGAUUAGGGGCAACAUGUAAGAGUCAAAGUUAACUCAGCAGUGAAGACAUACAUAGAGGGACAGCACAGACUCUCACCCUGACUUUCUAGAAACUUGUGUAAAAUGUGGAUUUAGGGGAAUGUUUUUGUUUAUGUUUUCUAACAUGAAGGUGUAUCUGUUCCUAAUUUUAACUGUCUUAUUAAUUAGGCUUUCACAUUUCCAGUAAUAAGCAAGGUGGUUUGUUUGCAAUGCAAAAAAUGGAACAGGUCAUGCUUUUGUCAUUGCAACCCUCAAAUGUGAAGGUUUAUAUCCCUACAAUUUUUAUCCUACUUAAUUUAACUGAUGGUAUCAUUAUCUGUAUAAAUGUCUAUUUUUUUAAAAUCAUGAUAAGUUCUUUGGUUCCAUAUUGCCUUGUGGUAACAAGUUUCUUAGCUUAACUAAUUCAUUGUGUUAAAAUGUGAUUUUUUUUUAAAUCAGUUUUAAAAUUUGAUGGCAUUCAUUGUAAAUUGCUGAGAACAUCAGUUUCAUUGGCUUCUCCUUAUUCUUCAGUUAUGAAAGAGGAUAAAUAGGAGGACCUGAUUUUCCUUCCUAACACCAUUCAUUAUUUUAUACAAUAAUACCACGUUCCCUGUUACUCUUCUCCUCUUUAGACUAAACGCAGUAUUUCAGGUGGUGAAGUAAUACCGAUUAAUAUCAUGUCACUAUAAUAUUUUUGGUAUUAUUUUGUAUUCCAUUCUUUUUAUUUCUUAACAUCUUAUUUGCCUCUUUUGCUGCACUCUCACCAGCUGUUCCCAUGGUGUUUUCUACUUUUAUCAUAGUUUUAUUUUCUGUACUUUUGUUCAGAUACCAUACACAAUCUGAUUGUUGGCUGAAAUGGUUUAUUCUUGUGGCCAUGCUAAUGUUACCAGUGAAGUUAAAAAUUUCUGAAGGGCUCACAGGAAUAAUUGGCUCUCAUGACAAUGAAAAAGCACUUCCUGUUUUUAGUGACGCCUUUUAAAAAUAUUUCAUGUGUUUCAAUGCCUCUAAGCUUCCUUAGCUCUGUUCCUGUGGCCUCUUUUCUUUUUCAGUAAUUUUGUGGCUGUUCUCUUCUUGAUUUACUGCCAAACCUCUCUGCAGAGCAGGGAGUUACGCUACAGCAGAGAGUACUUCUUUAUCUUCUGUGCUGCCUAUCUCUCCACUCCAUGUAUUUAUUUUCUUAUUUGGGGGUCCAGCCAUUUCUGAGGCUAUCUGAAGCUUCAUAUACAUGAACAGGGCCCUCGCAGAGGCACAUAUCAUUACAAUGACUUGCUGCCUAGAACUGGUAUGGCAGGGUUAACACUGCUUCCUGGUUUUGUAUUACCCUAGGAAUUAAUCAUGUUAGUGCCUUUAAGUUCCCUUUGGGAUUUCCUGUGUACAGUGACAGUAGCAACUCACUACCCCAGGCAGAGAAAAGGUGGGUUUCCCCCACUCAGGUCUCACCUAGAAGGGGAUUUCCAUCUUGCAAAAAUCUACUGCAGGACUUGCAAUUAUGCAGAUAUAUAAGGCUCAUAACAGUAUGUGGGUAUUUUGUAUGAUCUCUCUUGGGAGCUGCAAAAGGAUUGUCCACCUCUGUGUUUUAUUCAAUAUCUGGUAUCUUUAGGACUCCUUAAAUCAUCUGGAAGAUGGCAGAAGCAGUAGUGAUUGAUCUGUUCAGUCUACAAAUGAACUCACAAAAUAAUGGCAUUCAGAAGUUAUUAUGUAGCACACUAGAAAGGACUGAAAAACGCUUCUCUGCCAGUGCUCCAUUUGUUUACAUAAUGUGCUACCAAACUCCGAGAAGCGAAAGGAGCAGUGAACAAGAUUCGUUACUUAAAGUAAUCAGCAGUUUUCAGAUUCUGAAGAAAGGAAUUGAGGUUGUGUGCAUGACAAGUACAGCUGCUGCCUUGUACACCAUUAAACAAAAAAUAGAUGAAAAGGAUUUAAGCAUCAUUAAAAUCAUUUUACCAGUACAAAGGAAAGCUUUAAUGGAAGUGUUUAUAGACCACCUAUUCACUGCUGUUUACCAGUUUCAGUUUGAGGAUUUUGGGAUGGAUUGUGAAGGAAACAAUCUCCAACAAAUAGCUGAACCUCAGAGUGACAUACAAACACUUUCUGCCCAUGAUAUGGAACUCGUCAGGCGUGAGAUUCAGACAUUCUUGGAAAGUCUGCCAGCCCUGAAAGGGAAGCUUACCAUUCUAAAAUCUUCCUUGAUCCCAGGUCACAUCUUCCUACAUGGGUUCACCACGAGGACAGGUGGGAUCUCUUAUAUACCAACACUCAGCUCCUUCAACCUCUUUACCAGUUCCAAGCGGAGAGAUCCAAAGGCUGUGGUUAAAGAAAACCUACGCAGGUUAGCUAAUGCUGCAGGUUUUGACCCAGAGAAAUUUCACAGUGUGAAGGUCAAUCAUGCCAGUGAUAUUUGGAUUAUGGGAAAGCCCCAGCCUGACAGCUAUGAUGGAAUAGUAACAAAUCAGAAAGAUGUUACAAUAGCAGCUCCCGGUGCUGACUGCAUACCUAUGCUUUUUGCUGAUCCUGUUAAAAAAGCAUGUGGAGCUGCUCAUUCUGGAUGGCAAGGCACUUUGUUAGGAGUUGCUAUGGCUACAGUAAAUGCUAUGAUAAAAGAAUAUGGCUGUAAUGUUAAGGAUAUACUUGUGGUGCUGGGCCCAUCUGUUGGACCGUGCUGUUUUACACUUCCUCGGGAAUCAGCAAAGGAAUUUUACAGUCUUGAUCCAAAAUGUGUCAGACAGUUUGAAUCUCCAACUCCCUAUAUUGAUAUUAGAAGGGCAACACGAAUUCUUCUAGAGACUGGAGGGAUUCUGCCUCAGAACAUACAGGAUGAUUCUGUCACUGACCACAACCAAAGUCUCACUUACUGCACAGCAUGCCACCCUGAUACAUUUUACUCUCAUGUUCGUGAUGGCACUAACUUUGGCACACAGAUUGGUUUCAUAUCCAUCAGAGACUGAGUUAGGCCUUUACAGUUCAAGUGAAGUUCAAAACUGAAGGAGGUCAGGUGAGAACUCCUCUUGUGAUAUGGCAGUGCAGCCUGGCCUGGUUAGGUCUCUAUUAUAUUAAACUACCAACUGCUUUCGGCAGCAGUCCCGGAGGUAGAUAAAAUCUGCAACCAUAGCUCCAGUAAAUAUAGAACAUAGUUCUGUUGUUGCUGGGGAUGUGGCCAGGUAGCCCUCAAUAAAGCUCAGAAACUUUCUUAUUCUCCCACACUGCUUGUUCUUAGUAGCCAAUGCUUUCUUACCAGCUUGAGCUUACUCUAGACACUAUCUUCUCUGCUUGAUCUAAACUCAAGAAAAAAGGAAACCUGAUUUAACCCCAUUAUCUGUUCUGCUAGUAAAAUCUAAAUAUGCACCCUUCUUAUGCUCCUACUGAAAAUGCGUCUCUGGACAUUAUGGUUUCAUAAUAGACAUUAUUGGUCAUCAUAUAUGAAUGAAAAGAGCUUCACAGUACUGUAGUCAUUUAUCUGCCGGGUCCAUUACUAGUAGGGUAACCAGAUGUCCCAAUUGUAUAGGGGCAGUCACGAUUUUUGGGUCUUUUUCUUAUAUAGGCUCCUAUUACCCCCUACCCCCAUCCCGAUUUUUCACGUUUGCUGCCUGGUCACCCUAAUUACUAGGAUAAUUAUAACCUGUAGAGUUCUCUGGCUUACAUCUUGGGGGAAAUGUCUGGAAAAUAUUUUCUAUUUUUCAACCAGUCCCUUGCAUGGUCCAGGAUAAUUGUUGCCCACUAGGGGGUCAGGGCUCACUCACUCACUCUUUAGCCAGGAUAACGCUUUGUUGGAGCAGAUCUGUGAAGCAGUUUGGUGUUCCAAAGCUACUUUUAUAAGACACUGUAAAGUAGACACUUAUUAUGACUUUGACAAUAGGUCUUCAGCUAAAUCAUUCUGGCAUCUGUGCUUGAAAAGUAAUCUGUUCUUCUUGAGGGGCUGCUAUUUAGAUCCUAGCAAAUUAGAGACUUUGCUUGUCCAUUUGGAGAUAAUUUUUUUUUAAAUCUGUGUCUUAUUUGUAAAUGGACUUUAUGGACAAGGUCAGUAUCCACUGACACUAUUCUUUAGCUAUAAUCUACUGGUGGUUUUAUUUUGUAUGUUUUUCACUUCCUAUUUCUCGUUCGGACAAUCAUUUUCCCGUGCACUGCAGUCUUUCUGGAGAAAGUUCUUUCACUUUUAGGUAUCUUUCUCUGUUUUAUUUCCUUUAAGGUACCUCUCCCCUCUCCUCUCAGCUUCUGGCUGUAGCUUUAAUACUGUAGCAUUUGCAGUUGGGAUGUGAUUGGCAGUUUAAGAUCAUUCUGCAGUUUCACCAGGUCGCUCAUGGCUGCUCAAGCAUGAUGUUAGAGACUUACAUUGUCUGUUGGAAAAAUGACCAUUUAUAGGUAAUAAAAGUAUCCAAGUCACAGAACAAGUGCAAAAUGAUUAGUUCUGUUGAAAUAUGCUCACAGUGAGCCUCACAAGCCAUUUUUACCAUUAUUCAUUAUUUCUAUUACACUACAAUACUUAGACUAUAUUUCAGAGCAGGGGCCAGCUUUUUUGUGUGUUUGUAUAGCACCUAGCAUGAUGGUGCUGCCACCACACAAUAAAUAAAUAAUAAUUCAGAGAUCCCAGCCAAGUCAGCGCCCCAUUGCACUAGGCUCUACAUAACAAAUAUAUUUACAUAUAAUCAAAUAAAAGGUGCAGGGAGGACUGGAUAACAAUAGUCUGAGCAUGUUCUUUACACUUACAAACUGUACACACAGCUGUGAGAGUUUUUUUCUGCUCUUUGUAUUAAUAAGCAGAUCAGUAGUAGCAGCCGAGGCUCACCACCUCUAGGGGAACUUUUAACAUGUUUCAUAAAUUAUUCUGACAUACUUGUUUAAUAAUCCUUCUCUCCCAUUAACUUCUAGUGUGAAUUUAUAACAUUUCUCUGAGCUAUUAAGUUAGUAAAUGGUAUUAUUAAUUAUUAUUGGGAUGUGAGGAGAGUGUGAGUAUAUUAUCAUACUGAACACUGUCUUUUGUAAAUAUACAGUAUAAUUAACAUUCAAUGCAGCUGUAAAUUCUGGACAGAGCUUUUCAUUUGCAUUGAUAUAUUCCUAUUAUUGAACAGGCUUUCAGAAAUGAAUGAUCAAGUAUUAUAUUAGAACAGUGCUGCUUCAGCAUUGGGUGGUAACCUUCGGGUCUCUGAGGUGGGUGUGUAGAUUUUCCUGUGUGGUCUUCUGGUCAGAGCUUGAGAGCUGUAACAGGCUCCAGGCCUCUGUGGAUUGAGCAGAGAGUAGCACAUGUAAUAUACACUGACUGGUGUAGCACACACUGACAUAUGCACCAAAAAUUAUAACCACUAACGUGCCAGAAGGGUUUCACCUUUCCCAGACAGAACUGUAUUUCGCACAAUGGGUCUUUUCUCCUUUAAUUUUUUUUCCUUCUCGUGCUUAUCUUCUGCUAUCUUUUUGUAUGGUGAAAUUCACAAAUGCCACACAAAACCCCUAUAAACGGAAUAAGAGAGGUUCAUAUGACUGUCUGGAACAGGUGUUUAAGGAGACAGAAUCUACCCUGUGGGGAUGCAGUACAGGCUUUGCACAGUCUGUCUUUCUAUGCAGCAGCUAUUAGACAGGAACCAUGUGAGGAGCUAUUUGUGCUCUCUCUCACAUAACCCCAGCAGUCCCCUCUAAAAUAGCACAGAGCCAGCGUGGAGCCUACCUCCUAAGCACAGGAUCUUUGUAAAGGUCCACCAAGCCAUACCCCACAGGAUGGUUUCACAAUGGUCCCCCUUUAUCAGCCUCUAUAGCAAACAAGUCAACAUUCCUAGAUUCAGCUUGUGCUGUCCUCAUUUCACUUCAUGGAUCAGUUGUUGUUGAGUAACGCAAUGAGAGAGAUGAACUGCAUUCGCUUAUCCUGAGGCUGCGUGCAUUAGCAUCGUGUGUACCCUGAUUUUGUCGUUUGAGUCCCAUAGUCCUUCAUGAACAUGGAUCUCUGUGUGAUAACGUAACAGUACACUACAUGGGCAUGCUAAAUUCUACAUGUGACAGGAAAAAUAAUGUCUUGGUUUGCUGGAAGGGACACAUGCCUCCAAAGAAUCCUGGCGACCCAAGUGUAAUACAGUUUAACUGACUUGUACUUUCCAUUUCCAGCAGACAUUUACCGGAGUUUUCCCAUGAGUGAAUAAUUUAGGCAUUCAUUUGAAGUAUUUAAUUUAAGAAUGAUUUUAGGCAUGUGUAUCAAAUGCACUAGGAUGUUAUAAAUUAUUAUACAGUACUGCACAUUUUUGUAACACUAAAAGGUUUCACUUGCUUGCUUUCCCUUUAAUAUGCAAUAUACAGUUCUUGGUGCUGCUAGAAAGCAUAAUUAUGUGUUUCCUAAUGUCACUCUGAGAAGAAUAGGGAGUUAGCCUUUAAAUCUCUCUGACCUUUCAUUACAAAAUGUUUAAUUUACAGUAGCAUCACGUGUUACAGAUAUUUUGCUGAAUCUAUUUGUGUGAGUUUUCUCCUUGUAAUCCAUUCAAAAGUGACCCCAAGAAGAAUUUCAGAGGCUUGAUCUAUCAAGAGCAAUGUGGCUGAAAUAUCUAUAUUCCACUUGUACAAAUGUGACAUCAUAUCUCUAAGGCAACCUGUAUUCUGGCAAUCAUGGGAACAAGGACACUGCAUGGAUUUCCAUUUGGUUCCUGCAACAUAAAAGAGAUCUGAGACAAAAUCAAUAUGGACUGUGCUAAACUAUUAGGAUUCAUUUUCACAAUUAAUUAUACCUAAGGGAGUGUUUCCUUUAUUCUACUGCAAAUGUAAUUCAGAGCUAGUAAAUGUUGAAUGAGAUUGUUUUUCUAGCAGUCAUCUCUACAUUUAGCAUAGGAUUGCAUGACUGUAAUGGCUUAUAAUAUAGUAAUUUGACAUCCUUUAUUUUGAAAGUAGGAACCUAACAUAGUACUUGAACAUGUCUCUUUUAUAAUGUGGACUCUAAAAACUCUUUACAUUUAAAUAUGCAUAAUUUAUUUUUUCUCACCUGAUAUAAUGCCUUUGGGCAGCGUUGUGAAAUUUGCUUAGUUAAAACAAAUGUAAUAUGUCAUUGUCAAUGGUAUUAUAGAAACCUGAGAUAUGUGCUUCAGUGCUUUCCUCAGAGGCACUAAGCUCUAUCUUAAAGUGACUCUCAUAGAUGUUGUCAUAAUGAAAACAUUUUGUUGAUUUUGUCUGAAAGACCCUGGGCCUGAUUCCCCUAAACUGAUGUAAAUCACAAGUAACUCAAUUAAAGUCAACAUUGUAAAACCCAGUGUGAUGGGAAAAUCAGGCCCAAUGCAUGUUUUCAGUUACAAUGCUUUUCUCAAUGCUUUAUAUAAUCUGUAUUAAAAUGAUGAUUAUACAGAUAA